Molecule: messenger RNA, 984 nt
Organism: Emiliania huxleyi CCMP1516
Lineage: Eukaryota; Haptophyta; Isochrysidales; Noelaerhabdaceae
Product: mitochondrial carrier family
Exons: 3
Coding region: 1-984 (327 amino acids)
Biological process (GO): mitochondrial L-ornithine transmembrane transport
Molecular function (GO): L-ornithine transmembrane transporter activity
Source: RefSeq, a predicted model, not a curated record
AUGAACGCACGCGACCUGCUCAGCGGUGCGUGCGGCGGCGGCCUGGCCGUCUUGAUCUCGCAGCCCAUCGAUGUCGUGCGAGUGCAGCUCCAGACAAUGCCGGGGAGCAGUAGUGCCGUCGCCACGGCACGCACGCUCGUGCAGCAGCGCGGCAUCCUCUCUCUGUGGCGCGGCACAACGCCGCCUCUGCUCGGAGCCGGCCUCCUCAUGAGUGUGUUUCGCACCACGCAGCAAUCGACAAGCCGCGUAUUUGGAGAGGACGGUAGCUUUGUCAAGUUUGCAGCGGCCGGCGCGAUCGGCGGCUUGGCUCAGGCGCCCCUCGCGGUGCCCGUCGAACACCUCAAGGUGAGGCUGCAGGUGUGCCAAGCCCAGUGGUGCAGCUGCGGCAUCGUUCCCCUCGCGAGGCACAUUGUGAGCGUGGCUGGCGUCGGUGCUCUCUGGAGAGGGUGGGCGCCGACAGUGAUGCGAGACGUGAUUGGAUUCGGCCUGUUCUUUGGCUGCACCGACUACGUGCUCGCUCGCACCUCCCCCACCGGCCGGCGCGGCGACGCCAGCUUUGUCGCGAGCUUCGCCGCCGGCUGCGGUCUGGGUUGGACCUUCUGGGUGGCGUCCUUCCCGCUCGACGUCAUCAAGGCGCGGCUGCAGGGCGACUCGCUGCUCAAGCCAGCCUACACGGGCGUGCUCGACUGCCUGCGGCAGACUGUGCGCGCGGGCGGCGUGGGGACGCUGUUCAACGGCUUUGCGCUGACCGCCAUCGGGUUUGCGACGCCAAAGAAUGGGGCCAAGCUGCUCGGCUUCGACCUGGUGUCGCGCUGCCUCCCGUCCCAGCGUCACAUGUCACAUGAGUUUUCUCCGUUUCUCUUCUUCUGCGGCGCUCUUUCUCGCGUGGCAGCCGCGGGGGCGGUGAAGGGGUCCCAUGCAGUCGCUGGAUGGGGCCACACUGUCAUAUGUCCCGCCUCUCGGGGUACGGCGCCCUCGGUGUAA